GCUUCUUCCUCAAGUCCAACUUCAACUAACAGCAACUCGUCGACAUCAACGUCUAGACCUGCUUCUUCCUCAAGUCCAACUUCAACUAACAGCAACUCGUCGACAUCAAACUCGUCGACAUCAACGUCUAGAAUGCCUUCCUCUUCAUCCUCUUCU
Molecule: messenger RNA, 156 nt
Organism: Uloborus diversus
Lineage: Eukaryota; Metazoa; Arthropoda; Arachnida; Araneae; Uloboridae
Exons: 3
Source: RefSeq, a predicted model, not a curated record